UAAUCAUACGAAGGACCCUGGUUUAGAAGCGGUGAUGAAAGGAAAAUCGCUGCUACGCCUGAGACGAAACAUAGACCGAAGAGAAUUCUAUUUCGACAUUCAAACACAAGCCUACGGAGACGCAAAUAUUGUUUUGGAUUUCUGUCCUGAGAACUAUCACGGGCGUAAGCUCUUUGCCGAAAUAACUACUCCUACCUAGCUGUUAGAAAAACUCGCACUCGGAAGGCUUUAUCCCCGGCUAACGUUAGCUAGUUGGCUAACUAGCCAUAGCUAACGUAGCUAGCAUCUCAGUCGGCUUCAUACGUUUUCUAAACAGCGUUGUACACUACAAGAUUCUUAGGACAGAAGCUAUAUAUUGGUUUGCCUCCCCCGAUAGUCAUGGAUAAAGGUGCUUGUGUCGAGGAGCUAGAGAAUGGGGACAAUGUGGAGGUGGUGAAAGUGUUAGAAGAGUUGGAAGUGCAGAAGGAGGUGGUGGGGGUCAUAAAGGAAUCCACAGGACUCUCCCCUUACAGAUACACCAAGGAGGAGCUUUUGGAAAUCAAAGAUUAUCCUGUCUCUAACGAAAGGCCAGACUGUCUUUCUGAGAAAUAUGACAGUGAUGGUGUGUGGGACCCUGAGAAGUGGCAUGCUUCACUGUACCCUACAUCAGAGUGCUGUUCUCCUGUGGAUGGAUAUAAGAAGGACUUUGUGGAGGAUAGGGUUCCUCUGAAACGUAGAAUUGCUGAUCCCCGUGAGCGUCUCAAGGAGGACGACCUGGAUGUGGUGCUCAGCCCCCAGCGUCGUAGCUUUGGAGGGGGGUGUGUAGGGAAUGCUUUGCCUGUGGCCGCCCGCCGCCCCGUCAGCCCCCUGGAGAAUAAGGAGAACGAGAGUCUCCGCCUGGGCGGGGCCCGACGAAUUGGCAGUGGGCGCAUCAUGGCGGCGCGAGGCUUCGAGCGAGAGAGGGAAAUGAGCAGGGAGAUGGGGAGGGAACGGGAACCCCGUGUGGAGAAGGAACGGGACUUCAAGGAUAAGAGGUUCAGGCGAGACUUUGGCGACAAGCGUGUGUUCAGUGAGAGGAGAAGGAAUGACGUCUGUGCGGAGGACGAGCCCGAGUGGUUCACAGGAGGCCCGACUAGCCAGUCAGAGACUAUAGAACUUAUUGGCUUUGAUGACAAGAUCCUGGAGGAGGACAAACGCAGACCCAAACGCUCCAGGAAGAGGACUGACUCCGUUAAAGAAGUGGACUGUAACGGUGGAUUGACCGAGGAGCCGGAGCUGCUGCUGAGGGAGUCCCACUCUACGGCAGACCAGGAGGUCCCUCAUCCGGAGGUCCUACCAGAGCAGACAUCAGGAGACUUCGACUUCAACGAGUUCUUCAACCUGGAGAAGACCAUGCCAGGACUGGCGUCUAUGAUAGAGGAUGUUCUGGGCGAGGGCCCUGCAUCUGCCAGCCGCUUCAGCCGGUGGUUCUCCAGUAACCUGAGUCCCUCAGGCAGCCGCUCAUCUAGCCUGCGGUCCACGCCCCAUGAGGAGCUGGAGAGACUUGCUGGGCUGGACCCCCACUGCACUUCCCCCGGCCAGGGAGGUCCUGUUCCCUACUUCACCCCAAUCCAGUCAGUAGAGCGCCGGGACAAGGUGGACAUCUUAGAACUGUUACACAAAGCCAAGAUAGACCUGAAGCCACUCCUGUCAAGCCUCAGCGUCAACAAGCAGCGGCUUCAGCAGAGCACUCACUCGGGGGUCGUCCUGUCUCUGGAGGAGGUGGAGGGGAGCCUGAAGGGGCUGAAGGUGGGUUCCGAGCAGCAGCAGCAGCCUCAUCGGAAGGCCCACCAGCAGCGGGAGGGCAUGGCUGGCGGAGGUGGCACCAGUAGUGGCACUCCUUUCAUGGCUGAGCACCUGGAGCAGGCUCUGACCGGGAAUAUCGGCCCCCCUCGGUCACGGGCCAGGGACCCUGACAUGUCAGCCUUCAACAAGCUGGUCAGCAGCAUGAAGGCAAGUGGAACACUUCCCACCCACCCCAAAGCCAGCCAAGUGAACAGCAACCUCAAUCACCCCAAAGACCCUGCUGUAGUGCCCAUCCCUGAAGCCACUGUGCCUGCCCUACAGCAGAAGAACAUAUUCCAGGAGCUUCUGGGUACACCGGGCCCUCCCCGCAGUGGCUCCCCUGCCCUCCGCCACAAUAUGCUAGGCAGCGCUGAUGCACCGCCACCCCCUCCCCACGGUCCUCAACAUGGCCUGCUGCAGCACAGAGGGCCCUCGCCUCCUCUCUUCACACAGCGGCCUCCUUCGCCGGACUACUUCCAUGGACGCAUGCCGCCUCCCGACGGCAACUACAGCGGCCCACAGCACAUCAUGGGGGAGCAGUUCUCAGAGAUGCGUAGACCCCUUAGCCCUGGACACAGACCCAUUCUACAACCACGACAACAGAUGAGAGAGCUGUCAAUGGCUGUGGACCAGGCAGAUGUGGAGGCGCUGAUUGUCCAGCAGGACCUUGCUCUCCACGCUCACCAUGCUUUCCAGACCGGUUACACCAAACCGCCUCAUAAGGCCUACCAAAACAACAGACAACCCAGGAUGAACCGAUCCCCUGGUCCGGGCCCUCAUCCUGCAGGAAGAAACUCCCCUGGAAACACGGUCACCAGCAUGCUGUCGCCAUCUUUUGUUCCCACAUCUGUAAUCCGUAAGAUGUAUGAGACUAAAGAGAAGAAUCGAGAUGAGCCAGGUAGUCGUCCAGACAGCAAGGAGGGAGUCUCCCAAAGCCACUCUCAAGAGGACAGUAGCUCUCCCAGCUCCUUCCUGGAGGGGAUGGACGAUAGUGGCUCUCAGUCCAGAGGGGUGAAGGCCUGCUCCACCCCAAGGUCCUCCCAGGCUCGUCAGCAUGCCAAGGAGCACCAGGAGCGCCCCAGGCCAGGCUCCGCCGGGCAUCACACCCCCACCGUGGUUUCUCCCGGGUCGGCCUCUCCCUUUCCUCUCCCAAUCUACCCGGUACCGCUGCUCUCCCACGGCCACGUGCCCAUGGUGCGCGCUCCUCCGCCUCAGCUCCACCCCAGCGUGGUGCAAAGGAUGCUGGUCCAGGGCAUCCAGCCACAGCAGCUAGGCCCUGCUCUGAUGCAGGCAGGCAUAUUUCCUCCGCAUGUCGACCUUGCACAGCUUCAGGGGUUACCCACUGCCCUGCUGGGACAACCGCUGUACCCACUAGGAGCCACAGGGCACCCCCUCUUACCUCCCCGAGCCAGCAAUCACAUGCAGCUAGCAUUCAUGCAGCAGCACAUCCAGCAGCAGCAGAGACCAAUGCACCCAACAGUCUCAGGCCACCAGUCACAGAACCACGGCCCUCAUCGGACGAACCAAUCCCAGCGACGUGGGGGGAGCCCUCCUGGCGUUGGAGAAGCUGGAUUGGCCAAAUGGUUUGGCUCUGAUGUGCUGCAGCAGCCACUUCCUUCCAUGCCUGCUAAGGUCAUAAGUGUAGACGAACUGGAGUUCAGACCCUGAGGAGUUGCAUUCAGCCAGACUUUGUUUUUUCUUUUAUACCGCCCCAUUAGCAAAAAUGUGAACUUUAAUUUCUAAGGCAACACAAUGACGGAGAACGAACAGUCAGUUUCUGUGUUUUGUCUUAAAGCUUGAAGUCACUGGUAGUUUGGAAAAGGCCUGAACUCAAAGAAAGGGAAGGACAAUGAGUUAUGUUUUUUUUGUAUUAUGCAUUUGUUUUGGGUUUUGUUUUGCAGUAAAGAUUAAGUAAAUAAUGUAUAGGCCCCAAAUUGUACAGACUGUGGGAAUGGAUCGUAUUCUUCCUGUACAUAACUAUGGUUUCUUUUUUUGUUUUUGGUAAGGGGAAGGUUGUAUACUGCUGUUUAAUUGGACUGCUGCAGUCAGACUGAGUAGAACUGCCAAGCAAAGUGCAGGUAGUUGUGUUUCUUUGUCAUGUCCUGGUAGCUUUUUCUCCCCUCCCCAUGGUUUUGAACUGCACUGGAAAAUGGGUUACAACAAAUUCAAACCCAUGUUUGAUUGGAGCUGCCCUGAGCAUUUCCUUCAAGAUGUCCUCCCUAUAACUGGGUCAGGCCCCGUCUGAAGAGGAGAGGCUUCGGGAGAGUUACAGGAUGCCGUCAGAGGGAGCAGCAGGUGCUCAAUGUGCCUUUCGUUCUGUAACACUCUCAAUCGGCAAUUCCUUGUUUUUAUCUGCUCAAUUGCCUUUCUUUUUUACAGUAUUGGAGUAGAUGGUCUUCUCCAGUUUGUUCUGAGAGGGAGGUAAGGAGAUACCAGGAGAAAGUAUACAAGGAAUCCUUUUGGGUGUAUUUUUAUUUAAACUGAUUUUGAAAGAGCCCACGUUUUUUUUUCGUUUUUUUGUUUUUGUACCACCUCCCCUCUCCCCUCUGCCAGUCACACUGGAAGAGAAGCACUGCUCUGAAUCAAUUGUUUUGUUUUGGGGGGAGAUGGGGAUUCCGUUUAUGGUAAUGUGCUAUUAGGUUAUAAGCAGCACAAAUCAAAUAAAUAAAAUGUUCAAUAAAAAAAUAAUUCUCUAAAAGACUUUGUUUAUUUACAAAUACUGUUAAGUUAUGAAUGCCUUGAAUAUUCAACAUUCUCCAUGUACAUAAUUUGAAGACCACAUGCCGGUCGUCAUUGGAGUUGCCCGAUUUAACCCGUAAAUGCCCGAUAUUGUGUAU
Molecule: messenger RNA, 4640 nt
Organism: Esox lucius (northern pike)
Lineage: Eukaryota; Metazoa; Chordata; Actinopteri; Esociformes; Esocidae
Gene: eif4enif1
Product: eukaryotic translation initiation factor 4E nuclear import factor 1
Exons: 19
Coding region: 379-3471 (1030 amino acids)
Biological process (GO): negative regulation of translation
Cellular component (GO): nucleus; cytoplasm
Molecular function (GO): mRNA binding
Source: RefSeq, a predicted model, not a curated record